Molecule: messenger RNA, 2160 nt
Organism: Lytechinus variegatus (green sea urchin)
Lineage: Eukaryota; Metazoa; Echinodermata; Echinoidea; Temnopleuroida; Toxopneustidae
Product: spore wall protein 2-like
Exons: 3
Coding region: 1-2160 (719 amino acids)
Source: RefSeq, a predicted model, not a curated record
AUGAGUGACGAACCAUCUCAAGUGAUUCCAGCGUUCAGAUAUCAUCUCAAUGAUGUCCUAGAGUUCGACAAAUAUGUAUAUUUGAACGACAUAAAUGUUGAACAGAUAGAUGACUUUAUUCACAUGCUGAAGGAGCAAGCAUCAUUGAUGAGGUCAUCCAGUGAAUCUUCAGCAAUGCCGAGGAUUGAGGAGCAGGAAGAGGAUCAGGAGUGGGAGGAGGAGCAGCAGAAGCAACAGCAGCAGGAAGAGGAAGAUAAGGGAGAGGAGGAGCAGCUGCAGCAACAGGAGGAGCAGAAGCAGCUGCAGGAGGAUAAGGGUGAGGAGAAGCAGCAGCUGCUGCAGAUGGACAAGGGAGAGGAGGAACAACAGCAGCAGGAGAGGGAGGGGCAGCAGCAGGAUAUGGGAGUGGAGGAGGAGCAGCAGCAGGAGCAAGGGGAAGGAGAGGAGAUGGAGGAGCAGCAGCAGCAGGAUAAGGGAGAGGAGGAGCAGCAGCAGGAUAUGGGAGUGGAGGAGCAGCAGGAGGAAGGGAAAGAAGGAGAGGGGGAGGAGCAGCAGGAGGAGAAGGGAGAUGAGGAGGAACAGCAGCUGGGUAUGGGAGUGGAUGAGGAGCAGCAGGAGAAAAUGAACGAAGGAGAGGAGGAGCAGCAGCAGCAGGAUAUGGGAGUGGAGGAGGAGCAGCAGGAGGAAGGGAAAGGAGAGGAGCAGCAGCAGCAGCAACAGGAGGAUAAGGGAGAGGAGGAGCAACAGCAGCAGGAUAUGGGAGUGGAGGAGGAGGAAGGGAAAGAAGGAGAGGAGCAGCAGCAACAGGAGGAUAAGGGAGAGGAGGAGGAGCAACAGCAGCAGGAUAUGGGAGUGGAGGAGGAGGAAGGGAAAGAAGGAGAGGAGGAGCAGCAGCAACAGGAGGAUAAGGGAGAGGAGGAGCAACAGCAGCAGGAUAUGGGAGUGGAGGAGGAGGAAGGGGAAGGAGAGGAGGAGGAGGAGCAACAGCAGCAGGAUAUGGGAGUGGAGGAGGAGCAGGAGGAAGGGAAAGGAGAGGAGCAGCAGCAGGAGCAACAGGAGGAUAUGGGACAGCAGCAGCAACAGGAGGAUAAGGGAGAGGAGGAGCAACAGCAGCAGGAUAUUGGAGUGGAGGAGGAGCAGCAGGAGGAAGGGGAAGGAGAGGAGGAGGAGCAGCAGCAGCAGGAUAAGGGAGAGGAGGAGCAGCAGCAGAAGGAGAAGGGGGAGGAGCAGCAGCAGGAGGAGUUAGAUGUGGGGGAGCUGCAACAAUAUGAGGAUAAGGGAGAUGAGAAGGAGCAGCAGCAGCAGCAUCCACAGCAACAGGAGGAUAAGGGAAAGGAGGAGCAGCAGGAAGAGGAGGAGGGGGAGGAGCAGCAUCAACAGGAGGAUAAUGGAGAGGAGAAACAGCAGCAGCAGAAAGAAGAGGAGCAGGACCAGCAGCAGCAGGAGGAGGUUAAGUUAGUGGAGAAGGGGCAGCAGCAACAAUAUGAGGAAAGGGGUGAGGAGGAGGAUAAGGGAGAGGAGGUAGAGAGGGAGCAGCAUCUGCUGCAGGAUGAAGAGCAGCUGAUGGAGCAAGAGGAGGCGGCGGAUGAGAUGGCUGAUGGGGAGGAAGAGAAAGAGGAGGAAGGUGGCAUGAACGGCUCAUCUUCCAAAGAGGAACAAAGUGAAGAGAGAAAGCUGGGAGAGCUACAGAUGAAGGAGGAAGUCAAGCAGGGUCAAACCGAAGUGGUGCUGGAAGUGGAGAAGGAAUUAGAAGGGGAAAGGCCUAAGGGGCAGAAUCACAGUCAAGAUCAGAAGCAAGGUGACGCAGAGUUAAAGGAGGAAAAGAAUCAGCUACUGGGUAAGCAGGAGGAGCAUGAUGGCCAGGUGCUAGAAGAGGUAUCGGAGGAGCAAUUACUGAAGGGAUCCCAGGAGGAGGGACUGGUCAAGAUGGGCGGCCUUGAGGAGACGGAAUAUAAAGAUGAACAGCUUGAAGAUGGGAAAUGGGAGGAAUUCAAUGAAGAAACAGGAAACCAGGAACAGCAGUUGACUCUGUGUGAAGGGGAGGAGGAGCAAGGAAAGCUAAAGAAGGUAGAAGAGGAUGGGAAUAGGGAAGAACACUUGGCCGAGGAACAGUAUACAAGAAGGAAAAAAUGGUGGCAUAAAUUAUUAUGCUGUUUCUGA